Messenger RNA from Echinococcus granulosus, 1041 nucleotides. RefSeq names its product Coiled-coil domain-containing protein KIAA1407. The coding region runs from base 1 to 1041 and encodes 346 amino acids. The record is from RefSeq and is a predicted model, not a curated record. NCBI's taxonomy places the organism in Eukaryota, Metazoa, Platyhelminthes, Cestoda, Cyclophyllidea, Taeniidae. The transcript has 9 exons.
AUGCCACACCAAGCCAAGGGGACUUUCUUUGCGGCUUCUUUGAUGAACGAGACGCAAGUCAAGGAUCCGAAGAGAGGGCAGUUAGAAGUGGCCGGCAAGGGUCGCAGGUUCGAUGGCCGUUCAGUCGUAAAAUUAGGACAAGGAGAGAAAAAAGGGAGUUCAAUCGACUCAUUUCAACCAAAGUUGCGUUCCAGUACUUGUCAGAACAAAGAAGGUGCCAGAGGUCGAUCUGAUAAGUCGAGCAAAAUAGUUCUAAAGCUCCAGGAAAUGGAGGAGAAUCGGAUACGCCACCUACAGGAGAGUAAUGCACGUCGAGAACAAAUUCGUUUAGCAAAGUUGGCUCGACUGAGAGAAGUGACUGAUAGAGCACAGAAAGAGAUUGAGGAAGAAAAUCGAAAGAGGGCGCAAGAGGCCAAAGAACGUAGACUUCGCAAGGCAGAGCACCAGAAGCGUACAGAAGCCCUGAUGGCCAAGGAGAAAGCCGACGCAGCGAAAUCUGACAAUUUUCGGCGUUACCUUCGUCUCAAAUAUCACGGAUUUUUCCCAUGGAUGAGAUAUAUGCAACAGUUCCGCGAUAAUGUAGUCCGGGCCUGUCAGAGCAAUCUUUUGCGACUACAGAGAGCGCCAUUUCAAGCGUGGCUGAAAGUGACUCGGUGGAAUUCCACCCGAAAGCAUGCGAUUGCGAGCGCCAGCUACUUCAGAAUGCUUAGCAGAAAGGUGCUUUCAAACUUCAUGCAGGCUGUAAAACUGCGUCAACUCGCUAUGCUGAAUGCCUCAAAUUUCUACGACCAAAGUCUGCUCAAGAAGUACAUGCAAAAUUGGAUCGUCCAUUACAAGCAGGUGGAGGAGGAAAAUUCGGUGAAAAGUAAAAUGGCUGUCAAUCACUUUUCAAGAACCAUCCAACAUAGAUGCUUCUUGCAAAUGCUUCAAUAUGUGUCAAUUUCGAAGGCCGAUAGAGAACGUGAGAGACGCCUGGCCAAUCUUCGUCUCAAAGUUCUCCAGAUCGUCCCCGACUUUCAGCCAUGCGUACCUGUGGAAUAA